AUGUCUCUCAAAUACGGCCUGAACCUCAAGAAAAAGGCUCCCGUGCCUACUCGUCGAGCUGCCUUUGACGAGGAAGAUGGCGACGACGACGAUGGACCGGACUCAGGCCCAGCGGAAACCUUCAUAGAGGAGAUCAGCACAUUUGGCGGAAGUGGUCCAUCGAGACCAAAGCCUAGCCUGUCUGGCGCACCAAAGCCAAAAGGCUUGCCAAAGAAGGAUGAGCCCGACUCACGGCAAGAUCUCUCAGCAUUGAGUGCGUCCAAGGCGCAGGUGAAAGCGGCUGAAGAGAUAGAUGCAUCAAUCUUCGACUACGACUCCUUCCUCGAUGCGAAGAACACCGUCACAGAGGCGAAGAAAGCCGCAGCGAAGCAAGAUGCCAUCGACCGGAAGCCAAAAUACAUCAACAACCUUCUUGAUGCAGCAGCUAGGCGGAAACAGGAUCAGCAAGUAGCCAAGGAGAAAUUGCUGCAGAAAGAACGUGAAGCGGAGGGCGAUGAGUUUGCAGACAAAGAGAAGUUCGUAACUGGAGCUUAUAAGCAGCAGCAGGAAGAGAAUAGACGGCUGGAGGAGGAGGAGAGAAAGAAGGCUGAAGAAGAAGAGGAGCGGAAACGGAGGACCGGCGGGGGCAUGCAAGGCUUCUACCGCAGUAUGAUGGAUCAGACAGAGCAACAGCAUCAAGAAGCUAUGGAGGCCGCUGCAUUGGCUGAGAAGCAAGGUCUGAUGGCUGGAGAUGGUCUAGCGAAGAAGAAGACCGACGCAGAGUUGGCAGCAGAGCUCCAAGCUAAAGGAGUCAACGUACAUCUGAACGAAGAAGGUCAGAUCACAGACAAGCGAGAGCUACUGUCAGCCGGCUUGAAUGUCGCACCUUCCAGGGGCUUUGGUUCAUCAGGUUCCGACCACUUGAAGUCUUCAAAUCGACCAGCCCAGCAAGUCUUCCCAUCACGAAAUGCUGGUAGCCAGCAAGCGCAGCGUGAGCGACAGACUCGAAUGAUGGAGGAGCAACUGGCCGCUCAGGCCAAGCGUGCUCGAGAAGAGGAAGACGAAGAGCGUGCACGACUUGAAAAAGCGGCCAAAUCCACCAAGACUGACAAAGACGUCAGUGACGCCAAGGCUCGGUAUCUCGCAAGAAAGGCUGCCAGAGAGCGCGGCGAGGGUUGA
This is a messenger RNA of Zasmidium cellare ATCC 36951, 1158 nucleotides long. RefSeq lists its product as uncharacterized. The record is from RefSeq and is a predicted model, not a curated record. Lineage: Eukaryota; Fungi; Ascomycota; Dothideomycetes; Mycosphaerellales; Mycosphaerellaceae. Gene Ontology annotation, biological process: regulation of alternative mRNA splicing, via spliceosome. The transcript has a single exon. Bases 1 to 1158 code for a protein of 385 amino acids.